This is a messenger RNA of Sturnus vulgaris (Common starling), 1483 nucleotides long. The record is from RefSeq and is a predicted model, not a curated record. NCBI's taxonomy places the organism in Eukaryota, Metazoa, Chordata, Aves, Passeriformes, Sturnidae.
UCUUAGACUUCCGGCGCGCAGCGGAAGUGACGUCACGGGAGCGCCACUCAAGUAGCCGCUGACCAUGGCGCCCACCAUCCAGACGCAGGCGCAGCGCGAUGAGCCGGGACACCGGCCCAGCUCGCACCGGACCCUCCCCGAGAGGUCCGGAAUCGUUUGCCGGGUCAAGUUCUGCAACAGCCUCCCGGACAUCCCGUUCGACCCCAAAUUCAUCACGUACCCCUUCGACCAGAGCAGGUUUGUGCAGUACAAGGCCACAUCCCUGGAGAAGCAGCACAAGCACGACCUCCUGACCGAGCCCGACCUGGGCGUGACCAUCGACCUCAUCAACCCCGACACGUACCGGAUCGACCCCGGGGUGCUGCUGGACCCCGCCGAUGAGAAGCUGCUGGAGGAGGAGAUUCAGGCACCCACGAGCUCCAAGAGGUCGCAGCAGCACGCCAAGGUGGUGCCCUGGAUGCGAAAGACCGAGUACAUCUCCACCGAGUUCAACCGCUACGGCGUGUCCAACGAGAAGCCCGAGGUCAAGAUCGGGGUGUCGGUGAAGCAGCAGUUCACAGAGGAGGAGAUCUACAAGGACAGGGACAGCCAGAUCGCAGCCAUUGAGAAAACCUUCGAGGACGCCCAGAAAGCGAUCACACAGCACUACAGCAAACCCCGGGUGACCCCUCUGGAGGUGAUGCCUGUGUUCCCCGACUUCAAGAUGUGGAUCAACCCCUGUGCCCAAGUGAUUUUCGACUCGGACCCGGCCCCCAAGGACACGUCGGGAGCAGCGGCUCUGGAAAUGAUGUCCCAAGCCAUGAUCAGGGGGAUGAUGGAUGAGGAGGGGAACCAGUUCGUGGCUUAUUUCCUGCCCGUGGAGGAAACGCUGAGGAAGCGGAAACGGGACCAGGAGGAGGACGUGGAUUACGCCCCCGAGGAUGUGUACGACUACAAGAUCGCCCGGGAGUACAACUGGAACGUGAAGAACAAGGCGAGCAAGGGCUACGAGGAGAAUUAUUUCUUCAUCUUCCGCGAGGGCGACGGCGUCUACUACAACGAGCUGGAGACCAGGGUGCGGCUGAGCAAGCGCCGGGCUCGCGCCGGGGUCCAGUCGGGCACCAACGCCGUGCUGGUGGUGAAGCACCGGGACAUGAACGAGAAGGAGCUCGAGGCACAGGAGGCACGGCGAGCGCAGCUGGAGAACCACGAGCCCGAGGAGGAGGAGGAGGAGGAGAUGGAGGCCGAGAAGGAAACGCCGGGAUCAGACGAGGAGCGGGAGAAGGGCAGCGAGAGCGAGGAGGAGGAGGCCGAAGGCUCCGGGUCGGGCUCCGAGCGCGGGGGCGGCUCCGCCCGCAGCGAGGAUGAGGAGGAGGAAGAGGAAGAGGCCGAAGGUGCCCGGGGGGGCCGCCGGGGGGGCAGCGACGCCGCUCGGGCCGCCCGGGACCAGGAGGAGAUUUUCGGCAGCGACAACGACGAGGAGGAAGAGGAGGAGGAGGAGGAG